CGUGUUUCAAUUGCUUCUCACCUCGUCCGGAUCAUCUGCGACAUAUAUUACACUCCCAAGCUGCACGCCUGACACAUCCCGGUUGCUGGUCUACCGGUUGUCUCUUCCACAGCUAGUCAUUCACUCGAGCAUAUACCGCCCUCUCCCCAAACGCCAUCGCCUGCAGUUGUGCAACAGCUGCCAACAUACAAACUGGCUCACGUCCCCCAAGAGCUCCAGGCACCUGAUCGCAGGAGCUACAGCAGGAUGUCGGACAUUGAGAAGAUGAUCGGUGGCGAUUACGCCCAGCUCACCAACACAAAUAUCCGAAGCUUCGGCUGGAAGGGCGUCACAGUCACAGUCAAGGACCGUCAGACGCAACAGCCCAAGACUAUUCUUUCCGACAUCAAUGGAUUGGUCAAGUCUGGCGAGCUUCUCGCCUUGAUGGGUCCUUCCGGUUCCGGAAAGUCCACCUUGUUGAACGUUCUUGCGCACCGCACUCAGGCCUUAAACGCCGACGUCAAGGCCGCCGUUUACAUCAACGGUUCAGCCGCCAACCCAAAGACCUUCCGUCGCAUUUCCGCCUACGUCGAACAGGAAGAUGCGCUCGUCGGUUCGCUCACAGUCCGUGAGACUCUCAACUUCGCCGCUCGCCUUUCGCUUCCCAGCUCAGUCAGCAAGCUUGAGCGCAUUCAGCGUAUCGAGGCUCUGCUCACUGCUUUCGGUCUGCAAGGCCAGUCGAACAACUUGAUCGGUACUCCCAUCCGAAAGGGUAUCUCUGGUGGUCAGAAACGCCGUGUUAGUGUCGCAGCGCAGCUGAUCACCAGCCCCAAGCUCCUCUUCCUCGACGAGCCUACAUCCGGUCUAGACUCUGCUGCCUCUUUCGAGGUCAUCUCUUUCGUCAAGGACAUCGCGAAGAAGCACAACCUCAUUGUGAUUGCGUCUAUCCAUCAGCCUUCAACCUCCACAUUCGCCAUGUUCGACAAGCUGCUGUUAUUGUCUCAGGGUGGUACCGCAUACAGCGGUCCCGUCUCUGAAGUUCAGCCAUACUUCGAUGCCUGCGGUUUCCCCAUUCCGCUUUACAUGAACCCUGCCGAAUUCAUCAUCGACUUUGUCAACACCGAUUUUGCGCGCGACCGCAGCGAAGUCGACCAGCAACUUAACAUGGUUCACUCAUCAUGGCACAAGUCCCGCCUUGCGAACAUCACCGUCAACGAGCUCACCGACGAGAUGGCCCGAAACUCGAUGGACACCGACAUGAACCCCGAGCAAAAGGAGGAGAGCGCUGGUGUCUUUGCCAUUCCUCUCGCCCUUAUCCACCGCUCCUUCAUCAAGUCGUACCGUGACAUCAUCGCCUACGGUAUCCGUAUCGCCAUGUACAUGGGUCUUGCCGUCAUGAUGGGUACCAUCUGGCUUCGCCUUGAGCCCAAGCAGGAGAACAUCCAGUCAUUCAUCAACGCCAUCUUCUUCGGUGGUGCUUUCAUGUCCUUCAUGGCUGUCGCCUACAUUCCCGCCUACCUUGAAGAUCGUGCACUGUUCGUCAAGGAGCGUGCCAACGGUCUUUACGGCCCGACGUCGUUCAUCCUCGCCAACUUCAUCACCGGUAUUCCAUACCUCUUCCUCAUCGCGAUGCUCUUCUCCGUCGUUGCGUACUGGUUGUCCAACUUCCGACCCACCGCUGAAGCUUUCUUCACCUGGGUCAUGUGGCUCUUCCUGGACUUGAUCGCUGCCGAGUCACUCGUCGUGCUGAUCAGCUCUUUGAUUCCGAUUUUCGUCGUCGCUCUGGCUGGUACUGCCUUUGCCAACGGUCUCUGGAUGUGCACGGGUGGUUUCCUCGUACCCCCGCAGACCCUGAACCCCUUCUGGCGCUACGUCUUCCACUACAUCGACUACCAGUCAUACGUCUUCCAGGGCAUGAUGGUCAACGAGUUUGGCUACCGCAACUUCACCUGCCCGACCGUCCAAGGUCAAUGCUCGUGUAUGUACCCGUCCGCCCUUGCCGACCAAUGCCUGAUUGAAGGCAAGGCUGUGCUUGAAAAUUACGGCUACUCGGUCGGCGAGACCGGCAAGUGGGUCGCCAUCAUGGUCGGCAUCAUUGUCGGCUACCGAUUCCUGGGUUGGUUGACCCUCUACCUCCGCAAGACCUAGGGGACGCAUGCGUCCACCAGCCUUGUUGAUCUUCUUUUUUUUUGCUUUCCUCGCGUGCCGGUGAUGGGAAACGGGAAAUCAUGCGUAUGUCGUUCUCUGUGUCGUUGAGUUGUGUGUGUAUCCACCGGAGGAACAAUGUCUGUGUAUUUCUUCUUCUUCUUUCUACUU
Dissoconium aciculare CBS 342.82 is the source of this 2295-nucleotide messenger RNA. Its product is annotated as putative ABC transporter. Gene Ontology annotation, cellular component: membrane. NCBI's taxonomy places the organism in Eukaryota, Fungi, Ascomycota, Dothideomycetes, Mycosphaerellales, Dissoconiaceae. Gene Ontology annotation, molecular function: ABC-type transporter activity; ATP binding; ATP hydrolysis activity. The record is from RefSeq and is a predicted model, not a curated record. The coding region runs from base 247 to 2127 and encodes 626 amino acids. The transcript is spliced from 2 exons.